CAAUCAGCAGCGGGGGGAGGCGGGUUAGUGCACUCUGAUAUCUCACGUGACGCUCCUCAGUAGUUCCCAGGCGGUCGGAGCGGAGAGCCGGAGAUUAUGGAUCAGAGGGUCGGGUUGUUCGUUCUUCUGGCGUUGGGCCUCCUCUGCCUCACCUUGACGCCCGUCUCCCGGGCCGAGGACCUGAUUGAGGACAGUCUGGGCGACGACGUGGACGUGGAGGAUGAGCUGGAUCUGGGUUUAGCCGGAGCCGAUGAGGACGACGAGCUGGACGGAGACGUGGAGGACGAAGCUCCGUCUGCUCCUAAAACCCCUCCCACACCGAAGGUGACCUACAAAGCUCCAGAGCCCAUGGGGGAACAUUUCUUCGCUGAGUCUUUUGACCGGGGGACACUUGACGGGUGGGUGAUGUCCAGCGCCAAGAAGGACGACGCCGAUGAGGACAUCGCCAAGUAUGACGGUAAAUGGUCGGUGGAGGAGAUGAAGGACUCGAAGCUGCCUGGAGAUAAAGGUCUGGUCCUGAAGUCUCGAGCCAAACACCACGCCAUCUCAGCCCAGCUGCUCCGGCCUUUUGUCUUCGACACCCAGCCGCUCAUCAUCCAGUAUGAGGUGAACUUCCAGGCCGGGAUCGACUGUGGCGGCGCCUACGUCAAGCUGCUGAGCCAGACUCCAGAUCUGGACCUGGACCAGUUUGUGGAUAAAACUCCGUACACCAUCAUGUUUGGACCCGACAAAUGUGGAGAAGAUUACAAGCUGCACUUCAUCUUCAGGCACAAGAACCCCAAAACGGGAGAGUACGAAGAGAAACACGCCAAGAAGCCGGACGCCGACCUGAGGACGUAUUUCACCGACAAGAAGACUCACCUGUACACUCUGGCGGUGAACCCUGACAACAGCUUUGAGGUGCUGGUGGACCAGACGGUGGUGAACAGCGGCAGCCUGCUGACAGACAUGACCCCCCCAGUGAACCCCCCAGCAGAGAUAGAAGAUCCUGAAGACCACAAACCAGAGGACUGGGAUGAGAGGCCCAAGAUCCAGGACCCCGACGCCGCCAAGCCUGAGGACUGGGAUGAAGAUGCUCCCGCUCAGAUUCCAGACGAAGACGCUGUGAAACCGGACGGCUGGUUGGACGACGAGCCCGAGUACAUCGGAGAUCCCGACGCCGUCAAACCCGAGGACUGGGACGAGGACAUGGACGGCGAGUGGGAGGCGCCUCAGGUCCCCAACCCGGCUUGUGAGACCGCCCCCGGCUGUGGCGCCUGGAAACGCCCCACCAUCGACAACCCCAACUACAGGGGCAAGUGGAAGCCGCCCAUGAUCGACAACCCCAGCUACCAGGGCGUCUGGAAGCCGAGGAAGAUCCCCAACCCGGCGUACUUCGAGGACCUCCAGCCGUUCAGGAUGACGCCGUUCAGCGCUGUCGGUCUGGAGCUCUGGUCCAUGACCUCCGACAUCUUCUUCGACAACUUCUUCAUCACCAACGACCGCAACACGGCCGAGCGCUGGGCCUCUGACGGCUGGGGGCUGAAGAAGGCAGCAGAAGGCGCCGCCGAGCCCGGUCUGGCCGCCCAGAUGUUGAACGCUGCAGAGGAACGUCCGUGGCUGUGGGUGGUCUACGUCCUGACCGUGGCGUUACCGCUGGUCCUCAUCAUUGUGUUCUGCUGCACCGGGAAGAAGAAAAGUCCAGCGACGCCGGCGGAGUACAAGAAGACGGACGAGCCUCAGCCGGAUGUGAAGGAGGAGGAAGAGGAGGAGGAGGAGGAGGAGAAGGCUGAAGAGGCUGAGAAGAGCAGUCCAGAAGCUGCAGAGGAGAAGAGCGACGGAGAGGAAAGUCCUGCAGAGAAAGAGGAAGACGAAGCCGAGAAGGAGGAAGAGAAGGAGGAAGAGAAGGAGGAAGAGAAGGAGGCCACGGCCGACGAGAAACUGGAGGAGGACAUUCUGCGGAGAUCUCCCAGGAACAGGAAGGUCAGAAGGGACUGAUAUCUGAAUCCACAGCCCUGACCUCCUCACCUCCCCGACUCCCCUCCUCAGACAUCUCCUCCUCCUCCUCUUCUUCUACCACGAGGCGAUGGAGCCCGAACGGAUUCAGUGGAAGCAGCGAAGCCGAAAGGAAACUAAUCGAGAUCUCUGACGUGGACGCCUGACGAUGAUUCCAGUAUGAACGGGACUAAGUUAGCGUGAUUUAGAGGAUUUUUGUUUUUGAAAGAGAUUACCUUCCUGCAUCAUUCCUAAGCACCACCUGAGCAGACUCCAACCUGCCGGGCCGAUGUUCUGCUUGCCCAACCGCCACCCUGAGCUAGCAGCUGCCUAAUUAGCCUUUUGGCAGCAUGCUAAUAGUCUCUUGGGAGAUGAUUUAGGUGUUUUGGUUUGAGGUUGCCUGCCAUGAGUUUCAUUAGCCUACUAGCAGCCAGAUUGUUUAGCCACCAACUGUCAGGUCGGUUCUGCUAAUUAACCUGCCACAAGUCUUGCCUAAAUAGUCUUCAAACAGAUUUGUUUGCAGUCGACACGUAGUACCAGUAGCUCAGCAGCAGCCGCGUAUACUGAGGCUAGCAGCAUUCACUACAAGUCUAGCUAUAAAAGGCUACUGAAAAUACGUCGCUAAUUAGCCCCUAGACAGAAAUAUUGGUUAUUGAAAGCUUACAUUGUGAAUUAGCUUGCUAAUUAGCCUGAUAACACGAGUAGCAGUCAAGAUUUGAUCCAAAACGUUCAGAGAUUUACUUCUCAAAAGUCAUAAAUGAUGAAGGAAGGAAAACAAAAAUCCUCCUCAUGGGCCUGUUUAAAUGGCUAAUAAGUUGCUAAGUAGCUCCAGACAGAAUAUCUGGCUAGCAGCAGCUUACAAUGUGAAUUAGCUGAGUAAUUAGCCUAACAACACUAUCAGCAGUAAGGGUUUUCCUACAGAAGAUCCUGUUACAUAGCCUACUGAUUAAAUGCUAACUGGGCUAACAGUCAGGCUAACCUUGCCAAGCCUCUUUAAAUAGCUAAUAAGUUGCUAACUAGCUCCUGACAAAAUAUAUGGCUAGCAACAGCGUACAAUGUGAAUGGACCUUGUAAUUAGCCUAAUAACACUAUCAGCAGUAAGUUACAUUGCCUACCGAUUGAAUGCUAACUGGGCUAACAAUCAGGCUAACCUCACCAAGCCUCUAUAAAUAGCCCAUGAACAGAUAGCUAAUCUGGUAGCCUACAGUUUGAAGUAACAGUCUUCCUGCUCAGGCUAGCUAGAGUUGGCUAACUAGCCAGCUAUAAUGACGCUAAUUAAAAUGGUCAGAACCAUCCAACUAGAACUUUUGGCUAAUUAGCUACGGAGAUGAAGCUAAUCCUCAACAACUUUCCAGUUUGUUGUGCUAGCAGUUAGUGUGUUGGCAGAUUCACAAGCGAACAGGUGUUGGGUCUUUUUUAGCUUUGUAGGUUUCUGGAAAUGAGCCUGUUGGUAGUUACAAUGAUAAUUUAACAGAAGUGUAGCUAAUUAUCCAGCUAAUUAGCUCAUCAGCAAUCUAAUGCUGCUAUUGGUGUUAACUGCCAUCCCCCCACUUCGACUACAAACGGACUGCUAUUUAACAAACUCUUCAUAACCUAACAACAACUAGCUAAUUAGCCAGAAAGAAGCUAACAGCUGCCCUGUUGACAAAAUGCUAAUUCACAAGAUAACAGUUGAUUUAUUAGCCUUUUCUGAGUCUGGAAAUUAGCCUGCCUGCAGUUAAAUUGAUCCCUGGGAGUUCAGCUAGCAAAACGAUUGCUAGUUAGCCUGCUUAGUACCAAUUUGGCUGCUGGUAUUGCUAUUGAAAUUGGCAAACGGGAUGCCAGUUAGCAUCACAAGCACCUGUGUUUGUAAAAAUGCUAAUUCGCAAGCUAACAAAUGACUUAUUGGUUGCUAACUAGCUUAUGAGCUACUUGUACUGUCCUGAUGAGAAGAAAAUCUGGCUGCUUGUACUGCAAAUUAAAGUAGCGACUACAAACGGGCGGCUAACAACUAGCUACUAACAGUUUCUAGAGUUUAUAAAUUAGCCCGCUAGCUGCCUGAAGUAACCCAGAACGUAGAGAUUCGCCCGAGUGGUGCCGAGCUGAUAUUUAAGAAAUACUUAACUGGGAACACUCCGACUAUCUCUUCCUCCCGCCCUUGGUCUUUUUUCGUCUCUUUAUUUCUUGUGAUAUAAAAAAUAAAUAAGCGUGUUUUUUCCGAAGCAGUUAGCUGCAUGUUAGCGCCACUGGAAACAACAUAAACGAGUCUCCUCAGUGUUUUUCAGCGGCAGAGGUCGAUGGCCCAAACCGGUCCAAACUGAUCUGAACCAGUCCAAACCGGUCUGAGCUUUGAAUUGUGCCGUUUCUUCAGAUGCCUGCUGCGCUUGUUGUCUUCUGAACUGGUCGAAACCGGUUGUAGCUUUGAAUCAUGUCGUAUCUUCAGAUUUCUGCUGCGUUUGUUGUCCAACUUUGUGGUUUAGAUGUUGUCGGAUCAGCGACGCAGGUGACUUCUGACACUAAAAACCUUUUCACACCCUCUUCAUGUUUCUGUAGAUUUCACUUCAUGUUGUUGUCUUUGAGGUUUUAGUUCAAACUGGGUUAUUUCAACCAAAAUCUCGUCUUCACAGCGACAUUUUUACAAUAAAAGUCUUCCUACCAGCGCACCGGAUGGUCUCGAGGAACUUUAACCCUCUGAACUCUCGUCUCGUUUUCUCAUUUUGCACUGCUAUUAGAAACAUCCUGACACAGUUCCAGUACCAGAAAAGCAUAUUUAUGGAUAUUUUGCCAUUUGUACUUUAAUUUUCCUUCGAUUUUUGGCUUCACCCAGUCUGGUUAAAGCCAAAUACUUAACCAGAUUGUGUGAAAAAACUAAACUGUGCAGAGUUAAGUUUUGAUGAAUUUUGUAAAUUAGAUGUGUAGAAAACAGUAGGGCUGGACCCGAAUAUCGAAAUAUUCGUUCGCUACGGCAGUAUCCGGAUAUUAAUUUUGGUAUCCGAACCCCCCCCCCCCCGGAUAUUUGAAUAUUCAGAGGCCAGAAACCACUAUUCGGGCCAGCCCUACAAAACAGUUUGUUUAAAGUUCCUAAAAGUUCUUGCUCUGUUUGUGCGGUUUCCACCUGAUGAAAUAAAUCUAAUUUUGUCAAUUUUUCUGGGUUCAGAGGGUUGAUGAGACGUUUGGAGUUGACUUUUGUUUGUUGGGACUGAACAUAAAAUAAAAAUAGUUGCACUAUAGGAACAAAGAAACACCUCCACCAAUCAGACAACUUCCUUUGCAAAAUUAAAUCUUAGCUGCCGAUGAAGACCUGGGGGAAGAACGGCUAGUAAGGGGAGUUGCAGUUACUGUCGGCGACCACAGGUGGCGCCAAACUCACCUGAAGAAACUUAAACUCGUCAUGUGACCCGAAAACAGCUGCCGAUUGGUUCCAUUGAAAUUAUUUCAUGGACACUGUCGUGUGGCUGGUUUGUGUAAAUUUAAAAUAUCUAAAAAAUCAACAGACAAAUCGGUAAGAUGUUAAUAAUAAUCCAUAUUUAAAAAAGAAAUCUCAUUAAAUAUAUGUUUAAUAUGAUUUUUUUAAAGCACUUUUGUUGUCAUUUGAGCUGAAACUGUCAAUUAGAUAAAAAUCAGAAAUAAAGAAAAUUAGAACCAAAACUUUUUUUUUCUUCUGUGAUAAUUUUAGAUUUUUAAAAAAUUUUUAAUGUUACAUUUUUUUGAUUCAUCAGCCAAAGGAUUUAAACUGUCCGUGAAGCAGAAGUCGGAGCUGAUUCCGGUUUAUCGACCUUCCCCACAGCGCCACCCUCAGGAUGUCUGCAGUUUCUGUCCAUUAAUUGUAAAACGGAGUCCAGUGUUCUGAUUGGUGGUUAUUGAUCAGGGGUCUGAUUGUGUCUUUGUGUCAAUGUCUGUCUCCGUGUCGUUUCAAACUCCGACUGGGAUUGGCUUGUCCCGCCGGAGAGCUCCACUGUGAUUGGCUGGUGGGACUUGACAGGUUCAGACAUUUAUUGGAGCUGCUUCCUUAACGUCUGGGAGAAGUUCCUCUUGUUCUUCAUCCUCCUCUUCCUCCUGCUGUCGUCCGAUCGGUCCGGCUGAAGCUGCCUGGCUCCCAGACUGUAGAUGAACACUGUAUCUGCUGGUGAAACCUCUGUAACUCUGCUUUUUAUUUCUGUGUUUGAACUAAUGUCCGGCUGACCGACACCGAGCUCCAGCUCUGAAUGAAACGCUGUGAUGAUGGAGCCCUGUGUGUUUGUCUGUCUGUGUGUCUGUCUGUGUGUCUGUUUGUGUGUCUGUUUGUGUACAGACACGCAGUCAACAUUUGUUUUGAUGAAUAAAAAAAGGCCAAAUGGA
This is a messenger RNA of Acanthochromis polyacanthus (spiny chromis), 6291 nucleotides long. RefSeq names its product calnexin (gene canx). The record is from RefSeq and is a predicted model, not a curated record. Lineage: Eukaryota; Metazoa; Chordata; Actinopteri; Pomacentridae. The transcript is spliced from 15 exons. Bases 97 to 1977 code for a protein of 626 amino acids. Gene Ontology annotation, biological process: protein folding. Gene Ontology annotation, cellular component: endoplasmic reticulum; endoplasmic reticulum membrane. Gene Ontology annotation, molecular function: calcium ion binding.